AUGGCCCCCCAUCCUAAAAUACUUUUAGUCAAAGCUUAUGCAUUAGAGAUACCGCCUUAUCAUCGAUUAUUUUCAUUGGAGGAUAAAUCAAUUCAAUAUACAUAUGCUGUGAAAGAAACAAUAAUUGUUGUAUUAGGCCCAUUAGUUGUCAUGACAAUUACGGCUUUAGCAAUCAAGAGAAGCACGCAUGAUUGGCAUCAUUCUUGUCUAGGUCUUUUCUUAUCUCUGACAUUAACUCUUAUUGUUACCGAAAUUUUCAAAAAUACAUCGGGUAGGCCUCGACCUGAUUUCAUAGAUAGAUGUCAACCAGCACCGGGCUCGGUUGAUUCUCCUGUAUAUGGUUUAAGUAAUUAUUUAAUAUGUACUCAGACUGAUGAAGCAAUUAUGAAAGAUGGUUUUAAAAGUUUAGUAUCUGGACAUGCAUCCACUUCAUUUGCUGGUAUGGGUUAUCUUAGUUUGUAUCUUGCUGGAAAAUUACAUGUUUUUGAUAAAAAGGGCUACACAUACAAAGGAUUUGUUGUGGUUACUCCUUUGGUCAUUGCUAUGCUUAUUUGUAUUUCAAGGACUCAAGACUAUCGUCAUCAUUGGCAAGAUGUGCUUGCAGGAAGUAUUCUUGGUAUCGUAUUAUCAAUAUUUUCCUAUUAUCAAUACUACCCCAGCCUUCACUCGCCAGUCUGUGAUAAGCCAUACUCUAUCAGAUUAAAGAAACAAAGGCGUCAUCAUAAUGCAGAAUUUGUAUUUUCAGAUGGUUCUAAUUUCAAAGUAGAAGUUACCAGGGAAGAUGGCACUGUCGUCCAUUCAAAUAAUAAUGCUGCUUUUAAUGAUGCAGGUUUUGUGGAUGACCUUAGUAAAAGUUCUAUUGGAUCUGGAAAUGUUUAA
Entrophospora candida is the source of this 879-nucleotide messenger RNA. Lineage: Eukaryota; Fungi; Glomeromycota; Glomeromycetes; Entrophosporales; Entrophosporaceae. The record is from the annotation of a GenBank genome assembly.